Messenger RNA from Mugil cephalus (flathead mullet), 1126 nucleotides. RefSeq names its product immediate early response 3 interacting protein 1 (gene ier3ip1). Gene Ontology annotation, cellular component: Golgi membrane; endoplasmic reticulum membrane; COPII-coated ER to Golgi transport vesicle. The coding region runs from base 71 to 319 and encodes 82 amino acids. The transcript is spliced from 3 exons. Gene Ontology annotation, biological process: endoplasmic reticulum to Golgi vesicle-mediated transport. NCBI's taxonomy places the organism in Eukaryota, Metazoa, Chordata, Actinopteri, Mugiliformes, Mugilidae. The record is from RefSeq and is a predicted model, not a curated record.
UUACGGCAACUACAUCUCUGGGAGUGGCAUACGGAGAAGAAGGGGAGGAGGAGGAGAAGAAGUUGCCAGCAUGGCGUUUACACUGUACACUCUCAUCCAGACCGCUAUUCUCUGCACUAAUGCAAUCGCCGUGUUACACGAGGAGAGGUUUCUCAGUAAGAUCGGUUGGGGGGUUGACCAGGGAGUUGGAGGUUUUGGAGAUGACCCAGGAGUCAAAGCCCAGGUCCUCAACCUCAUCCGCUCAGUCCGGACCGUCAUGAGAGUGCCCUUGAUAAUAGUGAAUGCCGCCUGCAUCGUCCUGUUGUUACUGUUCGGUUGAUCCAUCAGUUCACCGGGCCGCGGGACUAGACAUGUGCCAAGGAACAAACACACACACACACACACACACAACGCGCUGUCAUUUAGCGACUUCUGUCAUUGUCAGUCAUCGGCGGAGCGGAAACAUUUCUCCACGGGGCUGGAACUGGGAAAGACAAACAUAAAAAUAUCAACCUCUGAACUGCACAUGCUCAGACUUCCUCACUUUCCUCAUCAGGACCAAAAAAAAGAAUGAUUAUCUUAAAGUUAAAACGCCACAAAGUACGAUGACUCUCCUCCUAUCCAGCGUUGUGUCGGACCAAUUGUGUUAUUCAGAACAUGAGAUGAAUCUGUUUUAAGGAUUUAAUGACAUGUUGUGUUUUUUGUCACUUAAAGUUUGGAGAAUCUUAAAUAACGCUUGGGUUAACGUUGUUAACCUUAUUCCAGUCAGCUGGACAGGAUUUUAACUUUUCUAACACAUUGAUACAGAAAGAUGGUGAAAGAUUUGUUGACGCCUUGUCAACAAAAAGAGUGUUUUCGUUCUAAUGGGUCUGCAGGACUUUUUAACACCUCUGAUUGGAUUUGUGACAGUUCAGGAAAUCCACAAUAAAACAACAGUGAGAAUUCAGUCAUUCUGAGCAGCCUCGGUUUAAAUGUUGUAACAAUUAUUCCUGUGUGAGAAUUAUGUUAAGUGUGUGUACAUGUACAUUUUAUGGAGUAUUGCCAAACACAGCUCAGACCAAUGUACUGUUUACACGUUGAUACCUUCUAAGUGCCACAAACGCUGAGAGGGUUUGUUGUCUUGAAAUAAAUUUGUUAUUCAGUUUCA